AUGACCGAAAUAGACCCGCUGGCGGAGUUUCUGCUGCCCGAAGAGGUUCCCGAUCAGCAAAUGAUGCAGAACGACCCGUUGAUCAGCGGCGGACUCAUUCCCAUCGACUCACCCAGCAGAAAACUCACGUACUUGCUCAACUUUGAAUUGAAUCUUCAAAAACGUUAAAACUUGCAGAUCCCUCCUAACCUACGAUCCGACGAUUCCCGAGUCGCCGGACAUGAAGUUCGCGCGAAAACGGCUCGGGAACCUGCUGACGACGAUAAAGCAGCAUCCGUCGGAGAUAAUCGGAGUGCUUCCCGAGGAUUACACGUUAGUUUCAAGAAAAUUCGGCGUUUUUCCCCACUGAAGACGCCCGAAUUCCCUCGAUUUCCGCAAAAUCCAGAAUGAUUUCAGAAGAGGCGACGACUCCCUGGAUGGCCGUGCGAAUCGUCCGCCGGGUCGCCCACGCAAAAUAAUGCGGCACGAUUCGAGCACUUCGCUCAUCGAUUCGCCGCGCAAAACGAUGACGCGCGACUCGAAAAUCUCGUUUGAACUGCGCGGAAAGCCGUUCGAAAUGGUCGCCGGACGCUACGAACAAGAGUAUUCUCUCGGCAGGGCCUGGGUCAAGGGGUACAUGCAGCCGGACCACGAGCCAAUCCGGCCCUCUCGCACCGAAUUCGCCCCCAAUCUCUCCAUCGUGAGUGCUCUUUUCACGGCCUGGGCCUGGACUUUUGAUCCACUUGCAAUAUUGCAAUGGACUUAGAUUCAAGUGUAUUGGUUCCAAGUUUCAGACCGAUCCGAUUAGCUGCUCUUUUCAAUUUUUGCUAAAAUCCUGCCUUUUCUGUCUGAAACCAGUAAAUCUCAGGACCAAACUUGAGACCAAAAGCCUGGGCGCCGGCCCUUUGUCCAGCCCUUAUGCCCACAUACACCAUCUUCUCUACUGUAACCGAUUGCAGGACUAUCUCUCGUGCCGUGAAAUCUACCGUAUGCCGCGAGCGGACGUCAAUGCUCCGCAACUGCCCGUGUGUCCCGAACAAACGGACCGAAUCGACACGACAGUCAAUCCGGACUACUUUCUCGACCUCAAAAACGAGUAUUUGCGGCACUGGAGAGCCGUCAAGAAAGGGUACGUGAAGGGACCGUCGACCGAGUUUUCGCAUUUUCUGAUUGUAGAAUUGAGUGAAAACUGAAAAGAAAUCGCACAGUUCAAAUAUGAGAAGACGAAUAACAUUUUGCAGGUGGUGUGCUCAUCAACGCCGCCGAACGGCUCCGUACGCGAGAAGUAUCGAAAUGCUGGAGAAGGUGUACGUGCCGCCGGACAUGAAGGCCGAACAUUCCGCAUUUUAA
This is a messenger RNA of Caenorhabditis sp. 36 PRJEB53466, 1329 nucleotides long. Lineage: Eukaryota; Metazoa; Nematoda; Chromadorea; Rhabditida; Rhabditidae. The record is from the annotation of a GenBank genome assembly.